AUGUCAUCAAAAAAUUCAGAAAUUCCAAAUUUAUAUUAUAUACACAAACAAUUAGUUUUGCCUAAUUCGGAAUAUUCGGAUAAAUUAAAUGAAGCAAUUUCUAGAGAAUUAAUUGCCAGAUUUGGGACAAUGUCACAAGCAUUAAUUAAUAGACAUGUAAAAAAUAUUUAUAAUAAUGAAAAUGUUUUACAAAACAGCUUAAGUCCAACAGAAUUUCGAAAUAUUUCAAUUGAAGAAAAUGAAGGGGAAGAAAGUAAUGAAAUGAAUAAUGAUGAUAGUUUUGAUGAUAGUGAUAGUGUUAAAAUAAUUUUUGGGUAUACAAAAGAAAGUUGGCCUAUUGGAGAAGAAGAGGCAAGAGAAAAAUUAUUAUUAAUUUUUAAUUAA
Messenger RNA from Meloidogyne enterolobii, 384 nucleotides. NCBI's taxonomy places the organism in Eukaryota, Metazoa, Nematoda, Chromadorea, Rhabditida, Meloidogynidae. The record is from the annotation of a GenBank genome assembly.